Molecule: messenger RNA, 1397 nt
Organism: Chara braunii
Lineage: Eukaryota; Viridiplantae; Streptophyta; Charophyceae; Charales; Characeae
Source: the annotation of a GenBank genome assembly
CGCCGAGUACCUUAACACCGCCACCAUCAAGUUACUCCCGGAAGAGGGCACCCUGCACGUCAUCACUAAUGACACCGAAGUGACAAACAACGGCCAGCUACAGCUCAUGCUCAAUGCGGGACUGAAUCACAUCCCACUCAAAGCACUUGAUGAAGAAUUUAUGCUGGACGAAGUCGAGGUGGCGCUGGACAAGAUACUUACCACACGAAGAUGUGACGAGGAGUUGUCCUUGGGAGAAGAGAGGAGGGCGAAGAUGAUUGCACGAGAAAACGCGAAGAAAAGUAUCAGGAGUUUUCGAGCGAAGCACAUGCAUAUUACUGGCGAACCCAUCAACAGUGUGGUGGUAAGGAGCGAGAUCGAAUGGCUAACCAGUCGUUACCUCAUUUGUCCAACGAACAAGGCGCCGCACACCCCCACUUUCGUCUGCAUCAACUUCAUCAGAAGGUUGGCGCUACGCAGGCUCUCGGGUCCGGAUUUCACGCCGCUUCCAGAUUCCCCAGAACAGGUGGCGGCGAGGUUGGUGAGGGAGGCUGCUGCCUUCACCCAUAUUGGGCACGAAGCGCUGCCACUCCCGCACCUCAUGGCGGUUUACAAGGCGCACAAGCAAUCUUUUAGGUGGAUCACGAACUCUGCAGGAUCGGUGCUCUCCCCGGUGGCGGACAUCUGCGAGAGCCUGCUAAAGCUCCUGACAGAGGAUGUCCAGGCCCUCUGCACAAGCAGGAGCGAGGAGAUCCAUGCUGAGCACGGGAUCAGACCCAACUUCUGGUGGCCGAUAUCUUCGAUCGGCGAGUUCGUAGCCAAUAUCCCGCAGCGCAUCUACUCAGUCUUCACGGGGGAUAUCACCAGGUGCUUCGAAACGAUACCCACGGACGGAUCGGAAGACGGACUGCUGGAGGUGAUCAGAUUCUUCGUUCGCUGUGCCAUGGAAUGGAGGAGAACCAGAACAACCAGGGAUGUAAUCGCCAUCAGGAUCGCAACCAACGAGACAUUACACCCCUACUGGGUGAACGGGGAUCAGGACAGAGACAGGGAUAGGUUGUAUUUUGACGAGCAGGGGAUCAUCGAUGCUUGUGAACGGCUCAUCUCCAACGGGGUCGUGCAAAUGGGAAACAGGGUCUGGAAACAGAUCCUUGGGAUUCCCAUUGGAUUGGCCUGUUCCCCCAUCUUCUGUGAUGGGUACUUCUUUAAAUAUGAGUAUGGUCUAAUCUCUCACCUGGUCGACAUGUAGGAUUGGAUGGCGGUUGAAUGUUUUCAGGACACCUACAGAUAUAUAGACGAUUUGUGUUCUCUAAACAACACGAUCGUUACUGGGUUUCUCAAGAACGGGGUACGAGGCCAGAACCCAGGGCACAGGAUCUAUCCACACGAGCUCAUUGAAGUAAAGGAAAUGACCGAGG